Messenger RNA from Cherax quadricarinatus, 16323 nucleotides. Lineage: Eukaryota; Metazoa; Arthropoda; Malacostraca; Decapoda; Parastacidae. The record is from RefSeq and is a predicted model, not a curated record.
AUGGUAAUGGGCUCCCCAGGGUGGCGGGGGGACCCGGGUCCUACCUUACAUCCCACCAUUUACCAUGCUAAGGCUUUGUUGGACUACCUGACAACAAUAGCAAAACUUAAGGUUCGUGUGUUUUGUGACUUACAUGGUCACUCACGGCAGAAGAACGUGUUUAUGUAUGGAUGUUCACGUAUGCAGUCAUGGUGGCCAGGGGACAAGGAUUUGCCUGAUAAUCCUGAUUUCAUGCUUUUGCCACAACUUGCUCAAAAGUACAUGAAGACAUUUUCCCUUCGUGACUGCCACUUUUUAAUAGAACGAGCAAGGGAAUCCACGGCACGUGUGGCAGUGUGGAGACAGUUCAACAUUCCUAUGUCUUACACAAUGGAGGCAUCUACCUGCGGGUGUGAUCAAGGAAAAUACAAAAACAAACACUUGGGCACAAACCAGUUGAUGGAAUCGGGCGAAGCCUUUUGUUUUGCCCUCUCGUAUCUGGUCACUCCACCAGAGGCUGCUAACUCCCAACAGACGUUAGACUCCAAUAGGAUUGAGCAUCAUCCUAGAAUGGUAUCAGAAAGAAGCCUCGGAGAUUUUUCUCAGGAAGUUGUCUUCUGGAGUGAAGAUCUAGAUGAUGAUCUCGACUCGGAUGAUGAUCUAGACCUGGAUCUGUAUGGACCUAUGUAGUGCUUUUCUGUCUUUACACUGACAUAACUGGAUUACUAGGGUAAGGUUAAGGUCAUCAACCUUUCAGAGGUACAGUAUGUGUAUUUCAUAUCUACAAUUUUUUUUUAGUUACAAUGAUUUUACAUGCAAAGAUAAAAGCACAGUUGUGUUAAUUAUAAGAGAUUUCAGUAACAUUCUUGUACUGUUAAUGUUUCAAUAGUUUAUACAUAGUUACAAAUUAUUUGUAUAGAUAAAGAAUACUGUACUUGAAUUGCUAGCAAUUUCUUAUUUAAACACUCGAAAAAUGACAAAAUGAAUUAUGGUUAGUUUUCCACAAUAUGAAAAAUGCACUCCUUUUUGGGAGAUUAAUAAUACUCAUAAGUAUAGCACUUUUUUUAUAUUUAGUGUUGCUAUUUUUAAUGUUUGAUGUAUUUGUGUAUCCUUUGUUUACAUUAUCAUUAAAGUGCUAAUCUCGAAAGGGUCAUACAGUGCUGAUUCAUAUCCUUUAGAUGCCUUCAUGCUUGUUAGACUCCCUUUCCAUAUACAGUAGUUAUUAAAUCUUAAUUUACAUUUAAAUUGAUAUUUUUUUGUGCUUGAAGGCAAGAUAAAAUUUAAAGAACUUUUAAUUAUUUUGUAGUAUUUUACUUUAAUUUUUUUUUUUUUUUUUGCUAAAAGAUUUAAAAAAAUGGUAAAUAUAAUUAGAGUAAAAUACAAGGUAGUUAUUGGUAAAUAUAAUAAGGUAAAAUAAUUAUUGUUGAAAAUUAAAAUUUGGUACAGUGGACCCCCGGUUUUCGUCCAGUGCGGAAAUCGUACAAUUUGGAUUUCGAGCACUUUUUUCGGCAAAAUUUUUCCCCAGGUUUCGUACAUCUACUCAGAAAUUGUCCAUAUCAGACAUAUCCACCCACCCGGGACGCUGCUUCUCAUGCGUACCAGACUCAGUCUGCCUCUGUCUCUCGUUACGUUAGCAAUACUCCGCGCGUUCAUCCAUUGUUUUUUGUGCUUGUUUAUUGAUUGUGACUGUGAAAUAAGCCACCAUAGGGCCAAAGAAAGUUCAGAGUGCCAGCCCUUUGGUAAGGGUGAGAAAUAUGAUAGAAUUAACCCUUUCAGGGACCAGAGGAGAAAUUUCAAAGUGUGCACCAGUGUCCAAGAAUUUAAAAAAAAAAAAAAAUUAUUUUUUUCUUAUGAAAUAGUAGAGAAUCUUUCUGGAGGUAAUAAAACAAAAAGUUUGAAAAUUGAUGGAAAAUUUACAAACUUUUGCUCUCACGAAUAUUGAUGUGUCAGCAAUAUUUACACAUCAGCGAUUUUGCCGACUUUGACUCCCAUUUUAGGCCUGUUACAUUAUUGCAGUGGACCAAAUUCUUAGCUAUUUCACUAGUAUUACAUCUAUUCUAUCGACUGAGCACAAGAAAUCGCCCAGUCAACUGUUUCAACUACAAAAUAAAGUGAUCGGAAAUUGGUAAUUUGGCCAAUUUAACACAAAGUUCAAAAUAUUCCAAUUUCAAAAUAGGUCCAGAAUAAACAAUGCAGGCAUUCCUGGCACUAAACUAACAUUUCCUCUGUUCAUUAGUUAUGUUUUCAGGCUUUACAAAUGAAUUCCAUUUUUAUUUUUUAUUCACAUAGUGAAUUUUUAUUCAAACCAAAAAAUAGAAGAUUUACUGUUAUGCAAUAUUGUAAUAAUUGUAUAAAUAAUAUUAACACAUUUGUGAACGUAUAUUAGACCCACCAGCUGGCAUGUAUUAGACGUGUGAGGUCAUUUGUUUACUCUUGAACAUUGGCAAAAAUUUAACAUUUCUGCUACUUUGAGCUCAUUUUCAAGCCAUUUCUAGUACUAAAACCAAUCAAAAUCAUCUCUAUUUCUGUAAUAUAUCUUCAGUUCUAUCAAAUGAGACCAAGAAAUCGCAAAUGCAACUAUAAAAAACAUACAAAAAAAAUGCAAAAUCGCUGUUUUAAUAGAAAAUUAUGGUCUCGUUUUUUCUCUCAUUAUGCACUGUGCUGCAGGAUUUGUUUUAUGUGGUGCACACAUACUACAUAGAUGUAUUCUCUCAUAUCUAGGCCCAAAUUUACCGCUCACAGCUUAUCAGAGUGAGCUGACCUCAUGGCGUAGAUCUAUGGUUUGGACCCUCAACGUAAAGCCGUAGAUCUAUGGCAUGGACCCUGACAGGGUUAAAGAAAGAACUUGUAGCAAAAUAUGAAAGUGGCAUACGUGUGGCCAAUUUUGCCAGGAUGUAUGGGAAGUUGACAUCAACAGUCAGUUCCAUCCUGGCAAAGAAGGUGAUGUUGGGAAAGGGGUAAAUAUAACAAAACAGAGAUCACAAACAAUUGAGGAUGUGGAGUUGUUGUUGUUGGUGUGGAUCAAUGAAAAAACAGCAGGAGAUAGUGUUGUGGAGGGGAUAAUUUGUGAAAAGGCAAGUCAGUUGGAUAUGGAUCUUGUAAAGAAAAUGCUUGGAACAAGUGGUGGUGGGGGUGAAUUUAACCCCUAAACGGUCCACACGUACAUAUACAUUCUUACCACUAGUGCCCCAAAUGUAUAUAUACGUUUUAUUUUUCCUACCUCCAAAUUUGGCACGAUUGGCCUGAGAUGCCUGGUCAGCAUAGACUGGGUCUAAACACUUGGUGUGCACAGUAUUAAAACAAUCUGGGACCACUUAGUACCUUGUGGGAGCACCAGUUAAAUAGAGCGCCAGCUAGAGAAAACAGCACAGCAAACACCAAGGAUUCACUGAUGUCAUGUGAUGUUGAUCCCAAGUUUAGUGGCUUUCAGGUGGAUGUGGCCACAAGUGGUCGAGGAAAUUUCAAAAACCUCAAUAAUAACCCGUGUGCAACAUUUGUGUAACACCCUUUGAGAAUGUCUUAUAACUUAUGCCCUAAGUAAAGAGAAACAAUUCUGGAACGUGUAAUAAGUGCUUGGCAGGCUGGCUGGGUGGCUGCCUGGCUGGCUCUAUCUCUGUCUGUCUCUGUCUUUCUGUCUCUCUCUCUGUUUCUACCUAUUUCUAUCUGUCUCACAGGUACACAAAUACAAUUAUAUGUAAAUAGUGUAAAUUACCUAGGGUAACCCAAAAAAUCCAGACGAAGUGCUAUACUGUGCUUGUAGAUAUAAUGCUUAAGAAUACCUGUUGGUUCACAGUGGUUCUCUCUGAGACAGAGAGACAAGCAGAGACAGACAGACAUGUUUAUGUGUAACAGUGAAAACAAAUAAAGCGUUGAUGCUCAUCAAAUGUCACCACUUAUCUUAUCACUGCACUAUCAGCAGUGGACUGACAUUUGGCUUACAUCAUGCUUCGAGGGAACUUAUUAUUAUUAUUGUAUACUCCCACAUAUCCAAAACAUUGCUGGGACCUAUAAAUACUUUGUAUAUAUUCCUAGACAGUAGUAAAUGACCAAGGCAGGUAUAAAUGUCUACCUGUCAGUGUGCUUGUGACAAUUUGAGUAUAAUUGCAGUACCUAAUAUUAGUGUCAGAACAAAGAUUGGUUAUGAAAUGACAAGAACUACUAUAAAUUGUAAUUAUCAGAACAUAAAAAUUAUAUAAAAUAUAAAAAUGAGAACAAAAGGUAUAUCGACAACACUACUGCAAGCAGGAGGACUCGAUGUUGCCAUCAGGUGAGCAUUAAGUGCCAACUUCACAGUCUCAUACCUGUAGGUACUGACCCUAAUUUUUUUUAUUUUAAUCCUACAACACUUAGAAAAAUGUUCAGGGCACUGGGCAAGAGAACUUAUAUAUACAUGUAUGUUUGGACCGUUUAGGGGUUAAGGCCAGCAAAGACUGGUUCAACAGAUUCAAGAAGUGAAGUGACAUACAGUGUGGUAAGGCCUUCUUCCAUAUGCCAACAAGAGUCUUCAAUAAAGGUAUGUAAUGUUCAAUUAUUAAAAUUAGUCAUUUAUAUUUAUUUCUCAUUGUUUUCUGUAUAUAAAACUAUAGUUAUUCUCUAUAAAAUGUAUUUUUGUUAAUAUUUUAGGGUGUCUGGAACGGAUUAAUUGGACUUACAGUGGACCCUCAACCAACGGCAUUAAUCUGUUCCAGAGAGCUAGCCAUUAGUCAAAUUAAUUUUCCCCAUAAGAAAUAAUGGAAAUCCAAUUAAUCUGUUUCAGACAGCCAAAAGUAUUAACAAAAAAUAUUUUUUUUAAAGAUUUAAUAUAAAUAUACAUACAGAAAACAAUGACAAAUAAAUAUAAAGCACAAAUAAAAUAGAUAAAUGAACAUAUAACAUCACACUUACCUUUAUUGAUUUAUCUUUACCGACUCGACUUGUUGGUGUAUGACAGACACGUAAGAGGCAAGAGGAAGACAAGUUUAUUAUGCUUCAAUAUGACGCUAAUAUCAUCUCAACGGCUUAUUUAUCUAUCACAAUUCAUCUAAUAUGACAUUAUAAACAACAUUAAUAACAGAAACAUGAUAUAUACUCUAGAAUGAAUAAAAUAUUUCAUAAUGUAUGAGAGGAGUAAAUGGUGUAAGUGUUGUUGUUGAGUUUAAAGGCCGCCACUGAGAGAAGCCGUGUUGGUGGCAGUGGAGGAUUUUGCCAGCACCACCAUCACACUUAAACAAUGUAUGUAAUUUAUAAAUAAGAAAUAUUUACAUUUUAAUUUAUAAAUAAGUUUAUUCAGGUAUACACAAAUACAGUUACAUAGAUUAUCAUACAUAGCAGCAUAUGUGUAAAGUACCUAGGAUAACCCAAAAAAGUCAGUGUGACUUGCAUAUUUCCAUUGGGGUCCUUUUAUAUUUACACUUAAUAUAUUUACUUUUAUGCUUACACUUUUAUAUUUACACUUACCUUGGAGAUGUUAGUUUGAUAGAGGAGAUGCUGGCAGAGGUUUAGGAUAGUGGAAGAUAGCAGGCUGGUGUAAGUUCAGCGGAUGUACACACAUCCAAGAACAUUGGAGAUUAUUAUUAUAAUCAAGGGGGAAGCGCUAAACCCUGAGGAUUAUACAGCGCCUGGGGGGGGGGAUGUGGAAGGCAUUCAGACUUAAUUCGGGGAACUGGAGCACAGAUCCAAUUCCCUAAAUCAAGAGCCCCUCACCAACAAGAACAUUGGAGAGUUACUUUCCUGUCGUUUUUCUAUUGCUUACUCGCUUAACUUACUUGCUACACUGUUAAUUCUACACUUUAUCGCUGGCUGGCACUAUAGCCUUUAUCGAUACCUGCUGCUUUAGUAUCGUACAUAUCGUAGAAUCAGUGAAUCAGCAGAAGGUACAUUCUCCCCUCUCUCUUCCUCCCCCACUUUGGUACUUUGCUACGAGUUUUUUCUUGAAUUUUAUUGUGUUUCUUUCUUCUUUAUCACAGGGGUGGCACUAGAAACUUUCUUUGGGCUUAUUUAGCAGUUACAAGUACUAAAAAUACUGGAAUACAAAAUAUAUCGUAGGUACACUUGGAAACGACCAAAACGGCUUGUAAACACUGGCUGUACAUGGAGUCUUGGAGUGGCUGGGCCUGCUCAGGCCGUGCUCCGGCCCCAUGGACAAGUUCGGGACGAACAUCGUUAGAUGAGUUUUUUGCCGUUGGUAGAGCCAUUUUUUUUAUGCCAAAGAGCGCCGUUAGACGAAUUUGCCGUUACUUGAUGUCACCAUUAGUCGAGGGUCCACUGUGCAUUAUUUCUUAUGGGAAAUAUUACUUCAGUUUUCAUCCAUUUCGGAUUUCAGCCGACCUUCUGGAACGGAUUAACGACGAAAACCGGGGUAUUACUGUAUACAAUAUCUUUGGAAGUUACUACACUACAUACAUUAAAUAAGAGCUUUCACCCUCCGUGUAGUGUUAUAGCUUUCAGGAUUAUUUAUGCAUAAAGGUUUUAUUUUAAUUGAAUUCUUGAAACUUUUACUAUAUUUUUUAUUUACUGUUGUAAGGAAAAUUACUCAGAAUUACAACAUACAUUUUAAAAGUAGGUGUGGGCAUUGAGGCCAAUAUCAAACAUUCCAGGGAGGUAUUAAAUACAGUAAGAAAUGUGUGUAUUUCAGAAUUAGGCUAUACAGGUCUCCCUCAACAUUCGCAUUUUCCACUUUCGCAGGCUUCAAACAUUAGCGAAUUCCCAGCCACCCAAUCAUAUUUCAAAUAUGUCAUUAUGUAUGUUAGGAAUUGUGGCGGUGGCAGUGUGUGUUUGGAGAUAGGACAAAAUAGUCCUUCAAUAUGACACUAAUAUCAACUCUACGGCUUAUUUAUCUAUCACAAUUCAUCAAAUAUGACAUAAUAAACAAUAUUAAUAACAUGGAAACAUGACAUAUAUUCUAGAAUGAGUAAAAUACAUCAUUAAGUAUGUCACAAGUGUUAUUGUGUUGGUUGUAUUAGGGCCACUGAGACAUAAGCCUUACAUAGUGGUGGUGGAGGCGGUAGAGACGGCAGUGUUGUCAGUCACCCUAUAUAACUCCAACAACAUUGGAGGAGUUAGUUUCAUGCUGUACUUUUUCUAUCAAUUAAUCGCUAAACUUACUUGCUACGCUGUUAAUGCUACACUUUAUCACUGGCUGGCGCUAUAACCUUUAUCGACUCAUGCUGCUUUAGUAUCAUACAUAUUGUAGAAUCGCUGAAGGCACAUUUUCCCCUCUCUCUUCCUCGUCCACUUUGGUACUCUUCUACGAGUUCUUUCUUGAUCUAUAGUUUUUUCACCUUUACCAUACAAUAUUUUACGAUGUUUUCGUGUGUUUUAUGAUUGUUCAUGGUUCAGUAGGUUAAGGAAGCAGUGUUGUUAGGCUAAGUAUAUGCUAUUAUUAUAUUUCCCUACAAUACAUAUUGGGCACCAAACAUUCACGAUUUUUCAACCCUUGUGAAUGUGGAGGGAAAUCUGUACUCUAAAUUGCUCACAAAAGGAAGAAAAUGUAUACAGGUCUUCAACAUUCGCGAGGGUUAGAGGGUAAAGAAUGUCACGAAUGUUGAAAAAUUGCGAAUGUUUGGUGCCCCAAUAUAUUGUAGGGAAAUAUAAUACAAUACUGCUUCCUUAACCUAUUGAACCAUGAACAAUCAUAAAAUACAUGAAAACUUCGUAAAAUAUUGUACUAGUACCACCCCUUUGGUAAAGGUGAAAAAAAAACUAUAGAAUUCAAGAAAGAACUCAUAGCAGAGUACCAAAGUGGAGGAGGAAGAGAGAGGGGAGAAUGUACCUUCUUCAGUGAUUCUGUGAUUCUACGAUAUGUACAAUACUAAAGCAGCACAAGUCGAUAAAGGCUAUAGCGCCAGCCAGCGAUAAAGUGUAGAAUUAACUGUGUAGCAAGUAAGUUAAGCGAUUAAUCGAUAGAAAAAGGACAGCAUGAACCUAACUCCUCCAAUUUUGUUGGAGUUAUAUAAGGUGACUAACAACACUGCCGUCUAUAGUCUCUACCGCUGCUGCCGCCUCCACCACCACUACGUACGGCUUAUGUCUCAGUGGCCCUUAUACAACAACAACACAGCAACACUCGCGACAUACUUAACCCUUUGACUGUUUCAAGCCCCUCUCUGAAACUGUCAUUCUAUGUCGCCAAAUAUUCGAAAAAAAAAAAAUUAUUUCUUAUGAAAAUGUUAGGAAUAUUUUUGCGAGUGUUUUAAGCCUAAAAAAAAUUUUUUGCCAUCAGUACUUACCAAGAUAUAGAGCCGCAAAGUUUGCAAAAAGUGACGUGCGUACGGCAACAGCGGCGACUGCCGCCCACCCGGUAUUCUUUUAUUUACUCUAAUUCAAAGGUUUCUUGCAUUUUUCAAUAUUUUUCUGUUCCAGGUAACUUAUGUGGCCUGUGAGACCAAUGUAAGGUGCAUUGUUCAAAUAUACACUCAUUAUUUACAACACAAUAACAGAACAAACUUUAUCACUAUUAGUUUGUGUAUACACUUUGUUUACACAAACAAACAAUACAAAACAAUGUUUAUUACUAUUGUUCCAUAAUAUAUAUACAUAUGUACAGUCACUAAACACGUUCCUAGAACUGCUGCAGCUUGUGGAACUCUUUGAAACAUGGGUAUAUGUAGAGGGGCACUUCACACUCCUCACACAUAAAACGAGUGUCUCUGCGUGUUUGUGGUAUGUGUACAUACAUAACACCUCUUCUGAGCAUUUUUCUUGGCAGUUGUAUGGGGUAGUGAUCACCAGGCCUGAAACGAGAUGACGUGUGUGGGCGCUGGUCUAUUGCAGGAGUUGCUCCUUGGUACUUUGCAAUUAUUUGUCUGCCAGUGUACACAAUGAUAUCCAAAACUAGACCACUUCUGCAAUCACACAGUACAAAUAGCUUUAUACCAAAGCGUUUCCUCUUGCUUGGUAUAUAUUGCUUGAAUGAGAGUCUUCCUUUGAAUAAAAUCAAGGACUCAUCAAUAACAAGCUUCCUGAAGGGAUAAAAAUACAUGCAGCACUUUUGUUUCAGGUACAUAAACACAUUUCUGAUCUUAUAUAACCUGUCGCUUCUGUCAGGCCUGGUUUUGUCUGAAAAGUGUAACAUACAUAACAGUAUCAGGAAACGAUUGACACCUAUAAUGUCACUAAAACCUGGAGUUGAAAUCAGACGUUCUGUUGCCCAGUAUGUGGUGACAGUGUGCUUAUACACAUGUGGCAUAAGCAUUAUUGUGGCAAAAAACAGGUACAUCUCUGCAACAGUUGUCUCCUUCCACUUGUGUAGCCUUGAUUUUGGUGAGAGAAUUGUAUUUGCCAUGGUGUAAUCACAGUAUGUGUUUGUUUCCCUGACAAUGAUGUCCAUCAGGGGUUCAUCGAAGAAUAACUCAAAGCAGUCCAGUUCACUGGCAUUGUUCCCAAGUGGACAAGAUGGCUUUAUUCCACUUUGUGUUUCAUCAAAGUUAUGGGGACUGGGAACAAACUCGUCACCGUCCUGCCAAUCCCGGAUGCGGUCUGCUGGUGGGGUCUGGACAUUGUACCGUGUUGUGGUUGUGGGAGUGUGGGGUAGGGCGAGGCUGGUUGUUGUGCAGAGUCAGCAGCGUGGGUAGUAGCGUGGUCCGCUGAUGGUGCCACAUGGGCCGUGCCACCCUCACUAUCACCACCACUGCCUGCUCCAUCACUCACAUCAUUCAUACCCAUCGUUACAAUAUCGUCAUCUUCACUAUCAGGUCGUGGUGUAGGGCCACGGGAUGUGCUCCCAGAGUUUCUCCUUCCCCUUGGAACAACAUAUGAAACACUACCAGACCUCAUGCUACGUCAUACAUACUGCCGCUUCACUGGGGAAUAUUCACUCUCACUGUCACUAGAACUGCUUUCAAUGACCUUGAAAUCACUAUCACUGCUAACAUCUGGGUGUUGUACACGACCAAAUAGUUUCCUCUUUCGUCCUGGUACAGGCGAACGUGAACGUGAACAAGCCGGCCCCAGCACCAGAGGUGGAAGGUUGUGGGUCAUCUGGGUUUUCAUCACUAAUUACGUUAUCCUGGGCACUUUUCCGGUAACACUCACUUCAAAACCCUGGAAUUCACUGUCACUGACAUUUUCAUCGCUGUUAGAGCUAUCACUUGGGAACAAAAGACCUCCAAUCCGCCGAGGAGUGAGGAACUUCUUACCGAGAGGCAUGGUGAAAAUGAACUAACAACAUGGCGUUCCCACAAUGCACCGCUGGGUCCCAGAUUUUUUUCACAGGGUGCACACCGACCACUGAGACCCAUUCUCUCUCAUGUAGGCCUACCAGGCCUUUCCCGCUUGAUUUGAAGCCGCUAGAAUUUGUGCGUAUAAAUACGUCAGAAACAUUGGCUCGUAAGACGUAUUUAUAUGUCGGAAACAGUCAAAGGGUUAAUGACCUAUGUUAUUCAUUCUAGAGCAUAUGUCAUGUUUCUAUGUUAUUAAUAUUGUUUAUUAUGUCAUAUUAGAUGAAUUGUGAUAGAUAAAUAAGCCGUAGAGUUGAUAUUAGCGUCAUAUUGAAGGACUAUCUUGUUCUGUCUCCAAACAAACUCUGCCACUGCCACAAUUCUUAACAUAUUUAAUGACAUAUUUUAAAUAUGAUUGGGCAGCUGGAAAUUCACGAAUGUUCGAAGACCGCGAAAGUGGAAAACACGAAUGUUGAGGGAGACCUGUACAAGUAUCGCUUCCCUUAAUUAGGAUUGUAAAUAAUUUUAGUGGACAGAUUGCAUAAUCAUUGGGGGGGGGGGGUUAGCACCCAGGUAGAAUGGUACAAUCAGUUUUCAUUCUUUGGGAAUCAAACUGGUUUCUUUAGCAAUAAAAAGUAAAGUAACUCAUUUGAAAGCCUUUUUAUAUCAAGAUACAUACAAAUAUGGAACAGGAUGAAGUUGGAGCCAUCUGUGGGCCAGUGAUUUCAUUUGGUCAACUGACUUCAUUUUGUUGAUGUUAUGCUGUACGAACAUGUUCCAGAUUAGAGUUAUUCUAGGAAUAAAUAUUCCUUCAUUUACAAUGUAGCAAUGAAGCAAUACAUUAUGAUGUACAAUGUAAAUGUUGUAAUGUUUAUACAUGCAUUCAUUUGUGUAUGUUUUAUGUCAAAAUUCUGUACUUAAUGGUAAGUGGCAAAGUGAAGUUUUUAUAUCAAUCAUGCAAGAUUAUGCAGUGGUCCUUUGAGUUAUGAUAUUAAUCUGUUCCAGAAGAUAUAUUGUACCUCAAAAUUAUCUUGACUCAAACCCCAAAAUACAUGGUUUUAUGGUACGUAAUUCGUUCCAAGACCCUGGAAGUGUGACUUUUACUGUACCUUGGGUGCACAGCUAUGACAUGCAGGCACUCUCCCCCUUUAUCUGCUUCUAUCUAAUCCACUAUAGCUACAGUCUUUCCAUCUCCAUGAUAAUUUAUCUGCCUUUUUUCACUAGCCUUGAUUCAUCAACCACCUUGAUAUUCUUCAAUUUCUUUUUGCUUGAUAAUAGAGAUGAGUGAUUGAGGAAAGUUGUACUCACACACCAAUUCACUUAUUCCUAACUCAAGUGCUUUUUCACAAUUUCUUGCCUGAUCUUCCCCUCAUGGAAGGUUCCUUGAUGUUGGUGAGGGGCUCUUGAUUUAGGGAAUUGAAUCUGUGCUCCAGUUCCCCGAAUUAAGCCUGAAUGCCUUCCACAUCCCCCCCUGGGCGCUGUAUAAUCCUACGGGUUUAGCGCUUCCCCCUUGAUUAUAAUAAUAAUAAUAAAUCUUGCCUGAUCUUCAAAGAAAUUGCCUGUUUACUAUAUGCUUUAGAGGCCACAAUGACUUGGUAAUGCAAAAGAUUUCAUAUUUAAAUCAUAAAUGCAGUUAUGAAGGGUAAAUCAUCCAGAGUUGGUGCAAGCAACACACAUGAUACCUUCAAACUGAAGAGGAAACAAACUGUUGCAUAAAUACUGCUAUUAGCUGAGACACAUUCAUUCCCAUCACUGACUGGCUGCUAAACCACCCAACUGAAGCUCCUAUUGGGCCAGACACUGCCCAAGAGGCAAGCUACUACAUUGCUGGUUGGCUGAGGUACACCCACUCAUGCUGACCAUUGUACCUGUAUCUUAUCUCAACAUUUUCUUUGAAACUCAAAAACUAAAUUCCUUUAUGAAAGGUAAACAGUAAAUGUUAGGGUGUUGGGGAGAGAGGUGGGAUUAAAUUAUGGGGAAUCAAAUACAAAAUGGGAGUUGGCACAGUUACUUUUUGCUGAUGAUACCGUGCUUUUGGGGGAUUCUACAGAAAAGUUGCAAAGGUUAGUGGAUGAGUUUGGGAGGGUGUGUAAAAGUAGAAAGUUGAAAUUGAAUAUAGAUAAGAGCAAGGUGAUGAGGGUAUCAAACAACUUAGAUAAAGAAAAAUUUGAUAUUACAUUGGAGGGAGGGAGUAUGGAAGUGAAUGUUUUCAGAUAUUUGGGAGUUGACUUGUCAGUGGAUGGGUUUAUGAAGGAUGAGGUAAACCAUAGCAUUGAUGAAGGAAAAAAGGCGAGUGGUGCAUUGAGGUAUCUGUGGAGACAACAUUAUCCAUGAGGGCAAAGAAGGGAAUGUACGAGAGUACAGUGGACCCCCCGCAUAACGAUCGCCUCCGAAUGCGACCAAUUAUGUAUGUGUAUUUAUGUAAGUGCGUUAGUACGUGUAUGUUUGGAGGUCUGAAAUGGACUAAUCUACUUCACAAUAUUCCUUAUGGGAACAAAUUCGGUCAGUACUGGCACCUGAACAUACUUCUGGAGUGAAAAAAUAUCGUUAACCAGGGGUCCACUGUAUAGUGGUACCAACACACUUACGUUGGUGUGAAGCACAGGCUGUAAAUGCUGCAACAAGGUGGCGGCUAGAGGCAGUGGAGAUGUCGUGUCUUAGGGUAAUGUGCGGUGUAAAUAUUAUGCAGAGAAUUCGUAGUGUGGAAAUUAGGAGCAGGUGUGGAGUUACUAAAAGUAUUAGUCAGAGGGCUGUUGAGGUGGUUCGGUCAUUUAGAGAGAAUGGAACAAAGUAGAAUGACUUGUUGGGGAAGGAAGGUGGGGUAGGGGUCGUCCCCGAAAAGGUUGGAGGGAGGGGGUAAAGGACGUUUUGUGGGCAAGGUGCUUGGACUUCCAGCAAAUGUGCAUGAGCGUGUUAGAUAAGAGUGAAUGGAGACGAAUGGUUUUGGGGACCUGAUGAUAUGUUAGUGUGAGCGGGGUAAUAUUUUGUGAAGGGAUUCAUGGAAACCAGUUAGCCGGACUCAAGUCAUGGAAAUAGGAAGUACAAUGCCUGCACUUUAACCCUUAAACUGUCCAAAUGUAGAUCUACGUUUACGUGCAUAGCACUCCGACCUUUAUUUUCCUCAUUUGAAAGCAUGUAAAAAAAAUGUAGAUCUAUGUUUGGAGCAUUACGCAGGUGAACAUAAAUCUACGUUUGGACAGUUUAAGGGUUAAAUGAGGUGUUUAGGUUCCUAGUAAAUCGACCACGAUUAUUUUGUUGUCAGUGCUCAGAAAUCUGUGGUGCAAAUCAUAGAUUCAUAUCUAUUUUAAUCUAAAGAAUUUCAGUAGAUUCCUUCCUAAAUUAAAUUUCCAAUAACUCGGAACUAUUCCCCUAGCUGCACACACUGGGGCCUCUAGAUAACUUAUUCAAGUUUAGGUCUUUUAAAUCAAAAAAGCAGUUUGGAGGUAUGUCUAGACUGUCGUAUCUGAGCACCUCUGCAAAGACAGUGAUUAUGUAUGAGAGAUGGUGAAAGUGUUGAAUAAUGAUUAAAGUUUUUCUUUUUUUCUUUGUGCCUCGAUAGGAAAUGGCCGACAUGUUAAAAAAAAAUAGUAACUCAAACUUAUCCCAAGUCAAGAUCUUUGUAAGUCAAGGGGCCACUGUAUAAUAUGGGACACAAACUUCAAAUCAUAAAUACAUAGCCUAAUUGAAGUGAUUUCCUUUGCAUACCUAAUUCUUACAGUACAGGUAUUCAUAAGGCAAUGAUAAAGUAUUAACACAUGAAGGUGAAUAAGAAGCUGAAAUGCCAGUGCAGUAUAUAUUUCUUAUUACUAAUAUUUUAAUGUAUCUUGUAAAGCAGACUGAGGUUAGAUAAAAUAAAAUCAUUCCACAGAUAUCUUUAUGAAGUAGUGGUACAUGUUAUGUAGAGAAGAAACAGACCAUGAUAAUACUGUAUAUUCAAAUUCUGCCAGUGUCCUAAUUCUGUGUAUUGCACAACUAAAUAUUAAAAAUACUUGUACAUCUAAUUACUGGUAGUCUCCUCAAUAACCUAAAGCAUAAAAGUCAUGCACACCAUUUUAUAAUGCAUAAGUACAAACACUAAGAAAUAUUAAUAGUAAAUACCAAUUAUUGGCUUUAAAUAAUUUGCUAUAAUAAAAUACUUCUUUUUUAGUAUGUCAACUGUGUUCUACCAGGACAACCCAGUAAAAGAAAUUCUUUCUCCAUCAUUCACUUCUUAACUGUAAAUUAUAUAUUCACAAAUUAAAGUCAACCCUUGCCUAAUGACCUAGAUGAUGACAAGACAAAAUGUUCCAUAAGCAAAAAAUACAUUAGGAGAUUCACAUGUUCCCACCCAUGUUAUAACCCAAGAUGCCAACCAAGACAACAAUGUUCCAUAUCUAAUUGCUGUACAGCCCCUUGCAGCGCUGUAUAGCCCUUGUGGCUUAGCGCUUCUUUUUGAUUAUAAUAAUAAUGUACAGCCCUUGUGGCUUAGCGCUUCUUUUUUAUUAUAAUAAUAAUCCAUAUCUAAUUGCUAUUAUUUUUUGGAAAGGGGAAAGGGUGAGAUUUGUAAUUAUGCUCUGUACUCAAGAGAUUGUCUUCCCUUCCUCCCAUGCCUUUUUUUUUUCUCUUCUCUCCUAUAUCCUCUUAUCUUUCCCAGCUAGGAAGUGAACACUACAGUCUCUGAUUUCAGCCAUAGCACAACUUUGUAAUCAAGCAGUUUUAUUCUGAAAGUUUAGCACCUUUUUAUAAAUGUAAUGACACUACUACACAUCUGAAUUGUCUGCAAAUUGUAUGUUAUGAUGGUCAAUGGGAGGAUGGCUAAGCAGUCUGCCAGUAACUUCUGCUGGUAAUCUCUCUCCCUAGCAUUUACUGUGAUGUGUGACUGAUUUAGUUUUUUUUUCUACCCUACUCGCCCAACCUUUGGUAAAAUUUCCUUGUCAAAUACCUAUUCAAAAAAAAGCUCAUAGUUGGCCUACAACUACUACAGCCUGAUUGAUCCAGUUUCCUUUUAAAGGCUUCUACAUUUGUUCUGGCAAUAUUUCCAAUAUCUGAUGGUAGCAGGCUUAAUCGACUUGAGCCAUAGAUAUUGAAAGUUUCUCUUAAUGUGUAUAUGGUGCCUCUACUUUGCACUAGAUUUAUUUUACACUUCCUUCCAUGUCCCUCCAGUAAGUGAUGGUAGUGUGUAGAAUUAGGACCUGGCCCUUCCAUAUCUUCCAGGUACAUAUUGCAGUAUCAUCUCUCUCAUCUUUGCUCCAGAGUAUUAAUAUUAGUUACAGAUACAAGUCUUCAUUAGCAGCUAUGACUACAAGACAGCAAAUUUAAAGAGCCAUCAAGUUUUACAGGCAAUACUCUUUCAAACACCCCUUCAUGACUGGCUUUCACCUAAUGAAACCAUGAGAAUAAGCAAUUUCCCUAACAGUACUAUUGUGUUGAAGCACUUUUUAUGGAUAUGACAGUAAUGGAACACUGCCCCACAUAUGAAUUUCUGUAAUUCUUAUUUAUUACGAUGGAAGUAUGGGAAAGAGGGAGACGAGGCAGUCAUGAUGGAAAACAAAACUAUCUCUUGACUGUCCCUAGCAUAAAUGUCAAAACAUGCAAAGUGUAUUCUCUACCACACAAUUUAAGAGUUUAGUGCUCUUUGUGAAUAUAAUAAAAUUACCUCACAUUUUAUCUGUCCAACUUGUGUAUGCCAUAAUCGAAAACAGUCAGGAGUUUAAUAUGGAUGUGACAUGGUGAAGGCAAGCCAAAUGCACCAGCACCACCACUCCUGUUGCUGCUGCACCCACACUACUAGCUUGGAGGGUUCCAAUUUGUUUGAUACAAAUUAGCCAAGGAAUGUAUUAUUAUAUUACUGUUGAUCAACAGAUAUGUUCACUUCUUUAUUUUUCUCUAUUUUUUCUAGUGAAUUUAAAUGUGUAUACACUAUUUGUUGAUGGUUGACACCCUAGAAUGAGGUAGUAAUGCAAAACUGGUAAAUAAGUGGAGAAAUUUAGUUUUUCCCCAUUAUUCAAAAUUACAGCAUGUGAACUUUCAUUAAGCUAGGGUUGACUGUGCUAGGAAAAUUUCUUAAUUAUUUUCUAAUACUGGCAAUUUUGUUUAUAGUCUCUUCUCUCUUACAAAAAAAAAAUGGUAAAACAAUAUACUAGACCUUAAAUGCAGAAACAAUAUCUUCUCAAAAAAUACCCUAAAAACUUUGUAAACUAUUAAAACGUAUUGUACAUAUACAUUAUAA